UCGGUGUGAUUCAGAUGCAUGGAUUGCGUUGCCUCCACCCAGCGCUGAUCAGAAUGACAGCAGGUCAGACUGUGAGGACGUACGGUGAUCUGACAGCGUGAGAGAUCAGACACAUACAGACAUCUCUCCAACAGCACUAUGGAUUUCUCUUCUCAUGUUUCUUCUCUGGAGAAGAGGAACGACUCUGAGCUCUGUCUGGUUUUGGUGGGCAGCAUCAGCUGUGGAAAGACCCUCACAGCAGACACACUGUUGGGUCAGAGUUCAACUCAGAGACCCUCAGGUUCUUCACGCGAGUGUCAGGUACGGCGAGGGCUGUCCGAAGGCCGGCGUUUGAGCGUGGUGGAGACCCCUCGCUGGUACUGGAGAGGCGGGCAGGUGGAGGACGACAUUCGGGCGGAGACACGACGGGCCCUCGACCCCAGCAUCCCGGGGCCCCGCGUCUUCCUCAUACUGAUUCCAGUCAACGAGUUCACCGAGAUGGAGCAGCGGAUUCCGGAUCAGCUGGAGCAGAUGUUCGGCCCGUCGGUGCUGAGUCACACGGUGGUGCUGCUCACCUGUGGAGAUUACCUGGGGAGUCGCAGUCUGGAGCAGUACCUGAGUCGGGAGGCGGCGCUUCGGGAGGUGGUGAGGAGGUGUGGCGGCCGCUGUCAUGUGAUCAAUAACCGCAAACCUCAGGACAGGCAGCAGGUUGUCACGCUUCUGGAGGAGGUGGAGCAGAUGAUCCUGAUGAAUGGAGGAUUCAAAGAGAUUCAGGAGCCGGUGAGAGAUCAGAUGCUGGAGAGAAACUGGAGAGGAUUUACAGAUCAACGGACACGAAUCAGUACAGAGGAAACCGAAACCGAUGCCACGAUUGAGACUCGAUUGGUCAAUGGACUUCAUUCACAACAACAACAUUACGAGUUUGAGGAAACAAACUUCAAGCAUUCGGCACUGGAGAGCAGCUCAAGUUUCCAACUCACCAAAGAGGGCGCCAUUCUCAGUAACAUGCUGGAGGUGUCAGAUGAUCAAAACAAUCAGAGCUACGUCAACACCAUUCAUCACAGUUUUGGGAAGGUUUUGAAUGGCAGUGAAACAAUCUCAACUACGUCAACAUCAACCUGGUCCUCCUCUGAUCUUCUGAGCGAUUCUUCACUGCCUGAGCUGAGGAUAGUCCUGUUGGGUCGCCGCGGUUCUGGGAAGAGCGAGGCCGGGAACCUCCUUCUGGGCUGCGAGGUCUUCGAUGCAGACGAAGUCACGGCGACUUCUCAGCAGUGCGUGAAAAGUCGAGCUCUCGUGCAGGACCAUCAGGUGUCUGUGGUCCACACGCCAGACUGGUUCGAUUCAGAGAGAUCUCCUGAGGAGGUGAAAAGCCAGAUCUCCUCUUGCGUGGCUCUGUGUGCCCCGGGCCCUCACGUGUUCCUGCUGUGCAUCCCCGUCAACCGACCCGGAAAUUCCGAGCUGCCGGCCCUGCGUGCGCUGGAGGGCGUGUUCGGCCCCGAUGCUGUUCGACGGCACACCGUCGUCCUCUUCACACGCUCCGAACUGCUGGAGGGAGUCUCGGGUGUAGAAGGGGUGGAGGCGUACAUCGCCUCCAAGCAGCCGGAGAUGCUGGAGCUCGUGCAGAAAUGCGGCGACCGCUACCAUGUGCUGCAGCGCGGGGACAGAGGCGGCUUGACGGAGCUGCUGGAAAAAGUGCGGCAAACGGUGAGAGAGAGCGGAGGCGAUUACUACAGCUGCUCGCUGUACCCUGAGGCUGGCAGCCACGUCCAGCGGAGACAGGAGGAGAUCUCUGCCGCUUGGAGAGAGAGACAGCGAGACAAAGAGGACAGAAAGAACUCGACUUUCUCUCUGCACGCACUGAACGAGGAGGAGGAGGAGGAGCAGCAGCUUGUGGCCGGAGCAGAAAAAAACGUUCGUCUGGACUCCGCGGCGCUCCUCUCCUCUUGCGCUAAACCUCCUUCAGUGCUCCGUUCCAUCUUGGAGACGGCGGGUUCGGGUGCGAAGCGUGUGCCAAAGGAGCUUGCUCUGGGAGCUUUGGUGGGAGCGGUGCUGGGUGUGUUUCUCGCAGGAACUUUAGGAGGCGCUGUGGGAGUAGCGCUGGGUUCUGUAGUCAGUGAAAUCGGAAGGCGCAGAUACGGUAAACAUAAAAUAGAGUAACAGAUAUUGGGUGAAGCAUGAACUGGGUGCUGAUGGUUUUGUCUGGACAGAGAUUUGCUCUCUGAAAUAACUGUGAACUUUUUAGGUCUGUAUGUUCAUCAUGUAUGAUAUAAACAGUGUGUACAGAGGAAAAACUAUACAUUGUAUUUAUCUUAUUGGUCUUGAUAAACUCGAGACAAACAGCCGAAAUGAAAAGAUCAGCCGUGACAUGCAUUUAAAACAUCACACUUAAGUGUUUCAUGCUCCAAUAAAAUUGUGAUGUUAAGCUGUAAUGAUUCACACAGAUAAUGGGCUUCUUUAUAAAAUGCAGCGUAUAAAAUGUCCUAAAUUUGAUCUUAUGAUCAUUUCUCAAAAGUGCGUACAGAAAAAUGAUCUUGAACUUGUGCGCAGCUAAAUAGUUCUAAACGAUGCCUAAUUAAUGUCAUAGACAUAUAAAAGCUCACCUGUCAAUGUUUAAAUCCUUUUCGAGCAGCAAGAAUGGCUUUUAUUUCAAAUAAUCAUCAGCAAUUGGACAAGCAAAAGUGUGUACGUCUGCUCAGACCCUGACGUGGCGCGUAGCACUUUUCCACGUUAAGGACAGUUUUUAUAAAUAUGGACUUUGCUGUGGAUUUUUGUGUAUGCACAGAUUUGAUUGUACAUGUAAAAAAUCCACUGCAAAGUCUUUAUACGCUUUAUAAAUAAGGCCAAUGUGUCUGUAAUAUGUGAAUAUCUAUUUGAAACUUUUGAUGGAUUUUGCACUUGUGUAAUAAUGUUUUCUUCUAACAGCUUUAAUUAAAAAUGUAUUAACCACAAAA
Paramisgurnus dabryanus is the source of this 2930-nucleotide messenger RNA. RefSeq names its product GTPase IMAP family member 8. Lineage: Eukaryota; Metazoa; Chordata; Actinopteri; Cypriniformes; Cobitidae. The record is from RefSeq and is a predicted model, not a curated record. Gene Ontology annotation, molecular function: GTP binding.